This is a messenger RNA of Paramecium octaurelia, 541 nucleotides long. The record is from the annotation of a GenBank genome assembly. Lineage: Eukaryota; Ciliophora; Oligohymenophorea; Peniculida; Parameciidae.
AUUUUAUGCAGCAUACGGAAUAAUCAGAAAUGACUCCUGUAAUGCAUAUGAUGGAUAUGAGGAUGUAUAUGAUUAUAAAUUGGGAUUAUAAGGUUCGAUUUGUAUUUAAUACGUAAAUGUUAAUACAUUACUUUUAGGUGGAAAUCGACUACAGAAGGGGAAUUUGUGGCUGGACUGUUUAUUACGAUGUUUUUCUGUGUCUUCCUAUGCUUACUUCCAGUUCUCAAAGGGUUUGCAGAUAGAUAGAAGUAUGCAUUCACAUAAUUAGAUCUUUAUUUUUGAAGAUUGCAUGGUAAUUACUAGCUGCAACACAAUCAUCAAUAACGAUGUUUCUAUUAAUGACAGUGAAUGGUAAUUAUUAAUGAAACAAUAAAAGGUUGGGUGUUUUUGAUGAUGGCCUUAGGUUUCGGAAUAGGAAAUUUUAUAUUCUAUCCUAAAAUGCCCAUAAGUGAAAAGCAUAAACUAGAAGAUGAAAAGCAGGAAUUAAUAAGAGAAAAUUGAUUUAUUAAGUACAAAUUUAAACCUAUUAAUCCUAAACAAC